AUGGCUGGACCUGCUGCCGCUGUGGUGAGUCGGGGAACAGGAUGGAAGGAUGCAUUGGGCCACCUGCAGGGGGGAUGUCGUGCGCUCAUUUUCUUUGUAAUCGCUGCCAAUAUUCGUGAAGGGGCAGCCAGCUAUACGGCAAGCGCAGCAGAACCCUUAACUUUUGGAGUAGAAGCUGCGUUGAACGGCGGAGCUGUUGAGACGAGUCUUCACCUUCUGUUAAGUUCACGUCCAGCCUUCCGUUCCUCCACGGGGCGUUCUCAGCAGACCACUUUGAAAGGUUCACACACACUGGAGGUUACAAAUUUCGAAAGCUGUAGCGAAGAGGCCGCGGGCCGUGCUUUUGUCAACCUUAUUGUCACGGGCGGCGAACAGGAGCUCUCGGACGAUCAUUUUAUGGCUGCCAUGUUCCUCUGCUUCGCGACAGGUUCGCGAGAAGAUCAGCCGUGCCAUCCGAGGGGAGUCGGCCCAGGUAUCCGGCGUGGCAGAUCUCGGACGGUCGAGCACAGGUUGCGUGGCCAGGAGACCGUUGAGUUGGAUACAGACCUCUACGGUGCGGACGGUGCGGACGGUGCGGAUCUUGAAACCAGCGGUACAGUAGACUGGUGGUGA
Molecule: messenger RNA, 612 nt
Organism: Trichophyton rubrum CBS 118892
Lineage: Eukaryota; Fungi; Ascomycota; Eurotiomycetes; Onygenales; Arthrodermataceae
Exons: 4
Coding region: 1-612 (203 amino acids)
Source: RefSeq, a predicted model, not a curated record